Messenger RNA from Helicoverpa armigera (cotton bollworm), 3713 nucleotides. RefSeq lists its product as uncharacterized. Lineage: Eukaryota; Metazoa; Arthropoda; Insecta; Lepidoptera; Noctuidae. The transcript is spliced from 3 exons. The record is from RefSeq and is a predicted model, not a curated record. The coding region runs from base 1 to 3567 and encodes 1188 amino acids.
AUGGCUCUUACGGAUUCAAUGUUCUUGUUCGAAAUAAAAGUUGAAGAAUUGAAAAGCUUCAUCAACUGCAGGGAGUUUAUCAUCAAAAGUCAGUUCGCUGAUGUAUUUAAUAUAAAUCUAAAAGAUCCCAAUGAAUCAGGGACAUACUUAAGGACUAGACCACAUAAGGUUAAACGGAAAACUAGAUCACGAACUGCUAAACCCUCGGACAAAUCACCAAAGUCACCAUCGCCUGAGGCUCAGACAGGAGUAUCUGUCUUAGUUGAAAAUAAUGCGGACAACCUUAUUUCAAAUAUGAAUCAGUAUCCUAUGGAAUUGUCGUUAUGGAGUAAACUUGUACCUGAUUAUAAAAUAGGUUCAACUAAUAUUUCAUGGAGUGCACCUUUUAUCGACUAUUUGAAAAGACUUAACAAAAAACAGGAACCGGUUUGUGUUCAAGGCGAUUACAAUGUUUUCCAUGAAAUGAAUUCAAAACGUAUGGCUGUGGUUAAAAUGGUUGUCAAAUUGAGUUACAUAAAAUAUAAACCUACAGUGAUUAGUAACAUUACGAACAAACCCGAUCCAUUAACUGAAGGUAUAAUAGCCGUGAAUAGUAGUAAGAAGCGAAGAGGCAGUCCGUUCAAUCAAAACACAAAAAUAAAUAUUAAAAAAAAGAAGGAAGUGAAGUCCAAAGAAGACUCUAGUAGUAAGGAACGAUGCUCGAAAUUCGAGACUAAUGAAGAUAAAAGAGAUAAUAAAAUUGAGAGCCAACAAAAUAAAAGUGGCGUUGCUUCUGUAGUAAGAAGCUACACAAAACUACGCAACAUCAAACAUGUAGAUGUUAUAAAAACUAAAUCAUGCUCAUCUAUAGAUAAAAAAAUGUAUGAUUACAUUUUUGGAGGUAGUCCUUCAGGGCCAUUUGGCAAUCAAAUCUACUGCGUAUCAUACUUUACAGUUGCAAAAGAUUUUGUAGAUUCCCCUAAGUCAGAAGAAACAGAGAAACCCACAUCCGAGAAAACCGCAUCUGAGAAAUCUAAAUCCCCUUCCGAGAAAACGAAAUCCCCUUCCGAUAGAUCACAAGCUAUGUCCGAAAAAUCGAAAUCUGAUGGCGAGCAAGAAGAAGAAAAUUAUAAGUUCAGAGUUUGUAAAGGUGACUGUCCGAGGAAAGUAGCAGGAAAUGUGUCUGGCACUCGUAGCUAUUGUUCCCUAGAUUUACCGCUAAAGGCCACCGAACUAAUUACUGUAAAAAAAUGUGGUCACAUUGAUUGCGAAAAUAAAAUAAUGAGAAAACUACCAACUCCACCAGAUAAUCGUACUCUGCUAGAGCUAAGUACCCGGGGAAGAGAUUGUUGUGAUGUCAGAGAAAAAGUUGAAGAAGUGAUCGGAGGAAUGACUGCAAAGAUGAAGUUCGGUAGCGAACCCUGUUAUUGUGAAUGCGAAUGUCAGUUUGGCUUCAUAAAGAAAACAACAUUUUGUGAUAUAUGCGGUGGGUAUGAAGUUUUUGGAGAUGAAUAUGCAAAAACACCUGGAUUUGAUUUGCCCUUUCCUUGCCCAAUCUAUCACAAAUUAGCUGAUAAAAAUAGAUUGAUGAAGCUUAGUACAUCUGGUAGCGAUACUAAAAGAGAUAAGAAAGAGAUUGGGGAACCUAAGAAAAAAGAAGUUCCUGAGCCUAAGAAAGAAAAAAAAGAAGCCGUCGAGUUAAAAGGAGAUAAAAAAGGAGCAAGUGAAUCAAAGAAAGAUAAAAAAGAUCCUGCUGAUUCUAAAAAGGAGAAAAAAGGACCCGAAAAGGUCAUUGAAUCCGAAAAAGAAGUAACAAAAAAGGGAAAACAUAAAAAAAAGGACGACAAAUUUAAAUUUAACUACGGUUAUUCAGGUAUACCACCGCACAUUGGACAUAGUCACUGCGCAUUGCCUUGUACAGGCACUUUGACUGUGGUACCCAAGACUAUGGGCUGGCUUUGGAAUGCUGAAAACGUACCUGGUAUAAAGUUCCGUCCGCAAUGGAAGCCCGGUGCCACCAAUAAGCAUAUAGUAAGGUUGCUUAAAAUUGCUAAGAAUCCCGGUGAAGUCAUUGCUAAAAGAUUCAGGAAAAAAGAUUUAGGGAAGGUGAAAAGACCACUUAAGCGUCCUUUACUCAUUGUGCAUAAGAAGGAGGGUGAAUAUACUGUGACUAUGGAAACUAUGAAAACAUAUACGAAACCGAGAACAUUUAACCAGUAUCCGUACGAAGAUAAACCACUCGUGACUUACACGAUAGGAAGGACAGCAGAGGAGAAUCUAGAAAGAAAGAAAAAGAAAGAACGUGCGCAAAGGCGGCUGGAGAGACUUCAACGUGAUUUCGUUCAGAGUGCAUUCAAAGAUAUGUGCCAUGAAAUUUGUCUCAAGACGUAUCAACAAGCGCUUGGUAUAUUGCCUAAUGCGGAAAAGCCGGAUUGUCCUUGUUACAAGCCAGAAGAAGAUCACGAGGACUCUCAGUCCUGCUCUUGUUCUGAAGACAAACAGCUGACGGAAUCCGAUACUGAUUCCGAUGAAUGGAUUGUUGAAUUUACUCCUCCUACUGCCACUUUUGAUCCAACGUUUAAAUGUAAGAAAGUUCUAACUGCCGAUAGCUCUUCCCAGUACACAUACUUGGACUACAGAGUAAAGCUUUUAGAUAGGUACGGUAAUCCAGUGCCAAGAUAUUUCAAAGGUCCUGAUGGGAAACAGGAAUGUAGCGAUUUAGGUGGGUUUUGGGGUCCUGAUGGGAAGUGGCUAGAGAUAAACACGGAUGGCCAUAUUGGACCCGACGAGAAAUGGGCUCCAAAUAUCUUCAUAGGACCGGAUGGAGAGCACGUUGAUGCGGAGACUGGCAAAUUUCAAUCAUCAGACGGUAAGUGGCUAGUGGUCGGAGUAGACGGCUACGUAGAACAAGGCAAGUGGAAGUUCUAUCCUAAGACGAAGCCUCCACAAGAGCCAAAAAAGAAAGGAUCCGGUAAGAAACCUGACAAGAAAGAAGAUAAACAACAAGGCUUGAAGAAUGUCGAGGCCACUUGGAGUUGCUUUGGGAGUGCAUCACCCAAACAAUUGUCCAAAAUGGGAAUUGUAGGGCAUGGGCAAGAUAAGAAGCUAUUAUUGUCUACAUUACAAACCAUGAUGGCACGCGGAGAAGAUGUGAAAAUUCCAGAGCCUAAAACUAUCCCGCGGUCUGGUAAGACCAAAGGAAAAUAUGGUUCAACUCGUGCGCGCACUUUCGUUGAGAGGAAGAAAUGCAAGCACGCGACGCCGUCAGACAAAGGUAUCAUUGCAGUGGAUGGUCGCGGGAAUAAGAUAUAUUUCAGACUGAAAGAUUAUCGCAAUAGAAGACCUAAAGAUAGGGUGAAUACUCUUACAGAACAGGGCAUAAGUGUGAGCUCGUUCCAUAUGCCAUGUUUCCAUUCGUUUAUAAGCAGCGAGAUCAUGAAGAAGGAGCAAUAUGAUCGGCUCGUAGCUCUCGCUAAAGCUGCCGGCAAGGGUAAGAAUAAAGGGUCGAACGAAGUCGAACGAAAAGGGGGAGGAGCCCAAAGGUGUACCACAGCAUCCACGCAAGCUGACUUUGUUUACGUUGUGUAAUUUUAAUAAUUGUGAAAUGUUUUGGUGUAGGAAUUUGGCAUAGGUUUAGACAGUUGAACUUUUAAGCGGAAUUUUAUUCGGAUACGUGCUAAGUCAAAUUUUGUAACGUUAUGGUAACUUGUAAGAAAUAAAUUAUUUAUUGAUUA